This is a messenger RNA of Suillus plorans, 717 nucleotides long. RefSeq names its product Alpha/Beta hydrolase protein. The record is from RefSeq and is a predicted model, not a curated record. The transcript is spliced from 6 exons. Gene Ontology annotation, molecular function: serine-type carboxypeptidase activity. The coding region runs from base 55 to 489 and encodes 144 amino acids. NCBI's taxonomy places the organism in Eukaryota, Fungi, Basidiomycota, Agaricomycetes, Boletales, Suillaceae. Gene Ontology annotation, biological process: proteolysis.
AACUCAUUCAGAUUGAUAAUCUUUACUAUCCUGCUGUGGAGGGUUACGACCAGCAUGAUUUGCGUCAAAAUUUAUCUAUUUUAUCCCCCCCCUGAAUAUCAUGUGGAUUAUUUACGUGAGAAGCAUGUCACGGAGAAGAUUGGUGCUGAGGUUAAAUAUGAGGAAUGCGCAAAUGCACCUAUGGAGCAGUUUGCAAAGACAGGCGAUGACGCUAGGACUUGGCUGCCCCAGCUGUCGGCUCUGGCCAACUCUGGGAUGAAGAUUUUGAUUUGGGCUGGAGAUGCUGAUAUUAACUGCAACUGGCUUGGGAGUCACGCGUCAGUCCUAGCAAUGGAUUGGUAUGGCAAUGAGACGCUCCAUAACACCCCAUUCACCAAUAUGACAAUCAACGGCAUACCUGUUGCAGCCGUGCAGAAUGUUGACAACUUCUCCUUUGCGCGGGUGUACGCUGCGGGACACCUAGUGGUUAGUCGACUCGCCCCAAGAUGACAAUACCUACUGAUGCCACUUAUGUGAUUAUCAGCCUGCUUUCCAGCCCCAAGUAGCAUUGGAGAUUUUCUCGCAGGUUAUUCAAAAGGAACAACUUCACUCAGUCUAAAGAGUGAACUCAAGUAACAGCCUGAGACACCGGCAUCGUGCUGAUGUAUCCUUGGCGUGUUGUAGGGGGGGAUGCUCCUCCUCACUGGCAGGCCCUCGAACUUCCCGCCCGAUCUACGU